AUGGAAGAUUCCCCGCGUCUCCGAUCGCAAGCAUUGCGGAAGAUAGCUUCACUGUCUGCUACAUCAACAGAAGCCUCCAAGAAGCCAGACCUGACCAGACUCUACCAUGCUUGCCCUUCUGCCGAAUCACCCCACUCUGCUCACUCCCUUUCACAGUCUCCAAUUAGCCUGUCCGAGCUUGACGUACUAUUUGCUUUGUGUAAAGCCGCGCCACUGCUGGAUCAUGUGGACAACGCAGAACGGCUUCUCAGGCAACUGUCACCUUACCUGGGUGAGGCACAUGCUCAAGCUAUUGCCCCCUCGCCUUUCCUACGCUUGAUCAAACCAUCACCAUGGGAAGCACUCAGCUUUAACUUGACCAGCGCUCUACUUGUAAUCGGAAUUCGGCAUCCAGACCUUCAUGACCCAAUUUUUGCCUGCAUAACAGGAUACUUACGCAACUGCCUUAGCACCGUCAACGCUGCUUCUGGAAAGCGCUCCCACUCUGAAGGAUCCAGCAGCGACAAUGGCAUUGAAGAAAACCUUGAGAUUGCAGCCGUGUCAGUUUCCCUUCUGGGAUUCUUAGAGGCUGCUUCUCUCUACACAAACUUCUACAGUAUCUCCGAAAGGUAUGACUUGGUAGAAAUACUUCGACAAAUACUCGAUGAAGAUCUCAUGGUUUCAGUGGAGGGUGUUUUCUCCUCAGUUCGCACUGCUGAAAGUACUUCGAGAAUUUUGAUGGACUGGAAGUCAUACACAAAACGUUAUGCCGCCUCUGGAAGACCGCUGGGAGCGAUGCUUCUACAGCGUGGAUUCAUGAGACUAUUAGUGUCCUGCAGUUCGUUACAAGUAUCUCCGGCCGAGAAGUUACAGAAGACAGACAUUUUCGAUAUAGUGACGGCCGAGGAAGAUUUCACUCCUCGCGAGCACCAGAAUGCCACCACGUCUCUGUUGGAGCUACUGUCUGAUGUUGCAGCUGAAUCAAUGCGUCUACUCGAAGACGGAUCCGACUAUCUUCAGCUUGGCUCCGCGUGGCAGCAGCGGCUGGCCUUUGCCGUCAAAGCACACACUUUGCACACUUUCCUAAAUUGCAUGAUAGUUGAAGAGGAGAUUGCUGACGCUGACAUUCUCCUGUCGUGGCUUGAAGAUACUAUGGCUGAUCCCAUUCAGAUGGCUGAUGAUACAUUAGCAUGUGUCGUACUAAAGUCAAUGGCUGUAGUUGCCAAAUUCUCUCCUGCGAUCGCUUCCAAUCUUAGUCGCUCGCUGCCAAGAUUCAUUGUGCAAGGCGGCGUCAAAGGCGAAACGGUCAUCGUAGCCGCUCGCAGCUUGACAUUAAUACUUCGUAUGUUGCCACCAGAUGCGAUUAUCACGGGCCUCUACUCGCUCGGCAAUGUCCUAAGCGCUCGAGCCGGUACCGACAGGACUAUUGGUAGCUCAGACGUGCUAAAUGGGACUGCAAAUGCUUCUAGAACCACUGCACAAUAUACCCAGCAUUCUACUGGUAGUGCCAUCUCGUUGGACUUAAGUGGCGAGGAGGAGGCUUCCGCUGCCUAUGGCAGCAUAGUGCGUACCAUUGUCAGCAUCGCAAACAUCUGUCAAGACGACAAAAUUACGGCACUGGCGCAGUCAAUGCUUCUACAGAAGCUCGGGCGAGUGAGCUUGACAAUAGACCUACAUAUUAUUACGGAAACUGCCAGACUCGCCACGGUUGGGGGUUUCGUCGAGUUCAGAUCGCUGCUUAAACUGUACGCCAGACUAGGUCACGAUGCUAUCAUUCGAGGUAACCAGAUCCUUUUGGACACGGUGAGGAAUGCCAGACUGUUCAUCGCAAAAGCCUUGGGCCAUGACUCGCCCUUGUAUCAGAUCUACUUGGUCCAUCUGCUCGAGACCAUCGUCAGCAAGGGAGACGUUCAUGAAAGCGACAAUACCCAUCAGGCCGAUGUUGAUCUUGCCGCUCGAGAAAUCAUAGAGUUGCUCCCGCCUCUGGCUACUCUUGCAACUGUCAGAACAGACAAAGAGGGUAUUAGCGAUGACGAGAAUGUUGCACGUCUCCAUCACGAAGCAUGGUUCAACGUGGUUGUGCACGGCAUCACCCCAACUUCCUCAUACGGCCAAAAGUGCGCCAGCGAGCUACGUACUCUUGCAAUGCAGUCGAGGCCGCUCAUCCCUGAAGAUCGCGCUGAUCAGUUCGAGAGCGAAAUCGAGCUCAAUACUGUACUGCGACGAGGAAUGAAUGCUCCCCACACUGCAGAACAGAAGAAGCGUCUCAUUCUCCUACUGCCAAAAUGUGAAUCUGAUAUUAGAGGCUUGAGCUAUCCGAAGGUUAUAUUUCUCAAUGCUGCAUACCUAGUAGAGACACUAAGGGCAGGUGCGGGUGAUUGCUCUCAUGUCCUGACCUAUUUCUUGGAUCCGAGUCUCAAUGGUAGCGCUAUGGAAAACUGUAUGGGAGCGAUAGCAGACGAAGUUAUGACAGUUUACCUGAGGAGAAACAUGACUGCACCUCACCAAGACAAUUCAGCGCCCUUGAUUGCCACACAGCUAGCAUCCAUGUUUACUGGCUGCUGUCACCGAGUUCCUAGAGUACAGCAAGUCGCUGCUUCUUGCGCUGACAAAAUCAUCGGUCAGAUGCCCUCUUCUCUCUGCCAGAAGUCCUCUCUCUUUGCUCUUCUAGAAUUGCUUUCAAUCAUGUGGACCAGCUGUCUCGAAGCAGAGCUAGAUGAAUAUGAAUUGAAAGCAAAUUACGUGUCUGUGCGGGCAAGAGUGUCAGUGGAGCUUUCGGAUGACUACGAUCUUCGAAGAAGCACGCUCAACAACCUCUACAGGCGGGCAAAAAAAUGGGUGACGGCUGUCAUUAAUAUCGCGCCUCUCGAUGUCAAAGGGUUGCUACAGACAUACCUUUCUGAGUACGAUGAUGAGGGAGCAUAUGGCCAUGUGUCUUUAGGUAGAAGCUUCGCAUUGGAUAUGGGUUCCGUCAUACCGUCGGCGGAUCAGAAACUAGCAGUCAUUGACCAUCAUGGGGAGUGUAAUAUCAAUACCGCCUCCGAUUUUAUUGCUCAAUACACCACACGCCAGGAGUAUAGAUAUGCCGAUGGUCUACCUGAUUACGAUCAAGAGUGGGCAGCCUUUCUGCAUCUCAAGGGGAAGGCAGACCAACCUGCAGACGGGGGUACAACAGAGGCAGGGGAUGAUGAAGCCAUUUUGGCUCAUCUAGAACGUCGGGCGCUGAAUAGCCGAUUUGUUUCUAUUGGGGAGCUGCGUGAUAUACUUCGACGGGCCGCGGCUCUUCUGUGCAGAACUAACAAGGAUCAGUGUGCCAUCGUACAACAUCUUGUAGGCAUACCCUUCGCAAUGUUCACCAAACAGUCCAUUAAACUCGGUGUAUCGUUGUGGCUAGGCGUCAUAAACGAGAAUCCAUGUAUGGAGCCAAGACUCCUUGCAAUAAUUGCAGAGGACUGGGAGAAGACUGUAAGGAAUCAUGUGGGGGUCUUCAGCAGCAAACUCCAACACCUUGACCCGUUCUACAUCAAAGAGGAGUUUGCGCCUUCGGAGAAGACCGCCUUGAUGAAGAAACAGCAAGCAGCUCACAAUCUGAUUGCUCCUCAUCUUCGAAUACUGCAAUUCCUCUCCAGCCACUUUAACGCCGGCCGACUUGGGAGUCCAAAUUCGCAGCGGAUAUUUCAUAAGCUAAUAGUUGGGACUCUGGAAGGACUGAAAAGUUCUGCCGGACAUCCUCUAGCUCGUGAAUUCCACUUUCAAGUGAUUCUGUUUGGGCUCAACAUCCUCAGACAUGGGACCAGUAUCGAUCAAGCGGCCCGAUGGAGACUGAAAGAUACGAUCCUAAGCGCUGCGCUGUCUUGGUUCUCUCAUCCACCACGAUGGUCAUUUGGAGGAAAUCGCCUGCAGAUCAAAGCGGAAGUUCGUCUGAUGGCCGAUGUUGAAUCCGCGUUACGAGUUGUAUCUCCUCUCUUCGCGAAAUGUAUGGGAACACUGCAAUCGCUUGCUACAAAACAAGACUUACUCUUGAUGCUGGUCGAAGACGAGCACAUGCGUUUGGUCGUUUGGCUCUACCCGCUUGAUCACGAAAAGCGACACCUUUUCUCGUCGGGGCACCACGGCAAAGUUCCUUCAGAUGCAAUGCUCUCCUCGGUGUUGAGGACUGCAUGGACAGAGAACACUAGCCUUGCUGUACAACUCACUGUUCGCUUCGUAUCCUCAAAGCUUACCGGCGAGGUUCGCUCGAUGCUUUUGAGGUCUCCAAUCCGUGCGAUUGCAGAGCCUGACGCACUUCACAUUCUCAUCGGGCCUUCGCUGCCAGCUGAUAUUUCAAUCCAUCUCAAGUAUCUGCUCUACUGGGCUCCUGUUAAUCCCAUUACGGCAGUCACGUUCUUCUUGCCGGAAUAUCGCAACGACCCGUUCAUCAUCCAGUAUGCCAUGCGAGCAUUGGAAAAUCAUUCUGUUGAUGUGACAUUCUUCUAUGUUCCUCAAAUCGUCCAAACACUCCGUUACGAUGUACUUGGGUACGUUCAGCGAUAUAUCAUCGAGACUGCAAAAUUCUCGCAGCUUUUCGCUCACCAGAUUAUCUGGAACAUGACUGCAAACGCUUACAAAGACGAAGACUCAAGCAUCGAGGACUCGCUAAAGCCAACGUUAGACGUGGUCAAAAACAGGAUGACUGCUAGUUUCUCGGGAACAGAUCAGUCGUUCUACGAGCGAGAAUUCUCUUUCUUCAAUGAGAUAACGGAUAUCUCUGGCAAGCUUCGGCCUUUCAUCAAGAAAAGUAAACCGGAGAAGAAGCAAAAAAUCGAGGAGGAGUUGCGGAAGAUCAAGGUUGAAGUAGGGGUUUACUUACCUAGCAAUCCUGACGGUACCGUGAUCGGCAUUGAUCGAAAGUCUGGUAAACCCCUACAAAGUCACGCGAAAGCGCCGUACAUGGCCACGUUCCGGAUCAAGAAGAACCGCGGCGGUAUGGAAGGGACAGAUAAUAUGCUGGAAAGGACAAAUCAAAACAAGGAGACAGGCCGAAACGGACCAGUCACGCAAGAAGAUACCUACGAAGUUUGGCAGUCAGCUAUAUUCAAGGUAGGGGACGAUUGUCGGCAAGACGUGCUGGCCUUGCAGAUGAUUGCCGCAUUCCGAGGCAUAUUCAACAACGUCGGCCUGGAUGUCUAUGUCUACCCGUACAGAGUGACGGCCACAGCCCCUGGGUGCGGCGUUAUUGACGUUUUGCCCAACUCGAUAUCGAGGGACAUGCUAGGUCGAGAAGCGGUCAACGGACUGUACGACUAUUUUGUGUCGAAGUAUGGUGCCGAGAACUCAAUCAGAUUUCAAGAAGCGCGAAACAAUUUUGUCAAAAGCAUGGCUGCCUAUUCGGUGAUCUCCUACCUUCUCCAAUUCAAGGACCGACAUAAUGGAAACAUCAUGGUAGACGACGCCGGACACAUCCUGCACAUUGAUUUUGGCUUCUGCUUCGACAUUGCCCCCGGUGGCGUCCGUUUCGAGCGCGCGCCUUUCAAGCUCACCUCGGAAAUGGUGGCGGUGAUGGGGGGCAGUACGUCGUCGCAGUCAUACAAGUGGUUUGAGGAGCUUUGCAUCAAGGCAUUUCUGGCCUCGAGACAGCACACGGAGAAGCUGUGUCACAUUGUUGUGCUCAUGCUUGGCAGUGGGUUACCGUGCUUUAAGCCGGAGACUAUUGCUCAUCUGCGGCAGAGGUUUGUGCUGGAGAAGAGCGAGAGAGAAGCGGCCGACUUCAUGAGGGAUUUGAUCAAGAAAAGCUACAGCAGCUAUUCGACCAAGGGUUAUGAUCAAUUUCAAUUGUUGACGAAUGGGAUACCUUACUAG
Molecule: messenger RNA, 5817 nt
Organism: Letharia lupina
Lineage: Eukaryota; Fungi; Ascomycota; Lecanoromycetes; Lecanorales; Parmeliaceae
Exons: 3
Coding region: 1-5817 (1938 amino acids)
Biological process (GO): phosphatidylinositol phosphate biosynthetic process; phosphatidylinositol-mediated signaling
Cellular component (GO): plasma membrane; cytoplasm
Molecular function (GO): 1-phosphatidylinositol 4-kinase activity
Source: RefSeq, a predicted model, not a curated record